Messenger RNA from Pseudocercospora fijiensis CIRAD86, 924 nucleotides. RefSeq lists its product as uncharacterized. Bases 1 to 924 code for a protein of 307 amino acids. The record is from RefSeq and is a predicted model, not a curated record. Lineage: Eukaryota; Fungi; Ascomycota; Dothideomycetes; Mycosphaerellales; Mycosphaerellaceae. Gene Ontology annotation, cellular component: cytoplasm; mitochondrion. Gene Ontology annotation, molecular function: NADP binding; 2-dehydropantoate 2-reductase activity. The transcript is spliced from 2 exons.
AUGGAACGCAUUUACAUACUGGGGCUUGGGAAUGUCGGAAAACUGCUCGCUCACGCCGUCAGGACUCUUCCGGAGCAGCCAAAAGUGACGUUGCUUCUGCACCGGGAGUCGCUGCUGGAGGAAUGGGAGGCAGGCGGCAAGAGCGUGGUGGUAGAGGGGGAAGAUGGCAUCAACUGCAGCACGGGGUACGACGUUGAACUUGUCGUUCCGGACCAACGUAUAUCGGCACCAAUUCACCACCUGUUUGUUGCCACGAAGACUUUCACGACCGCAUCUGCACUCGAAUCCAUUCGAGAUCGAAUUUCGUCGACGACGAGAAUCUAUUUCUUCCAGAAUGGCAUCGGAACGGUCGACGAGGUUCUGCAGAAAGUCUUCCCGGACAGCCACCCAGCACCUCUUCUCUUCCAGGGAAUUCUGUUCCACGGCACACAGCCGCUCGAUGAUUACGCCUUACGAAUGCUUCAAAAAUGUCCCCAGCUCAACACGGUCAUCGUUCCGGAAGACGAGCUGUAUUUCACCCAACUAGAAAAGCUAGCCGUGAACGCCAUCAUCAAUCCUCUAACCGCAAUAUCGGACGCCCCAUGUGGGAUGCUGAAGCCGCAAGAAGCAACCGUCAGCAAAGUGGUGCGGGAGAUCGCGCGAGAAAUCUCGACCAUCCUCUGUGCACUGCCCGAAAUAGCGGGAAAUGUCGACUUGAAGGCACGAUAUGGGAUGGAACGUCUGGAAGCGCUGGUGUACAAGACCGCCCGAAUUUGUGGCGACGAUUUCGCGCCCAGCAUGCUGGACGACGUGCGCGCUCGUCGACAAACCGAGAUCCAUCAUAUCAAUGGGUUUUUGCUUCGCCGGGCCGAAGAAUUGAAGAUUCCUUGCCCGGUGAAUCGAACGCUGGUUCAACUGGUGGAGGCUAAAGCUGCGAGAAUGUGA